Messenger RNA from Oryza sativa Japonica Group (Japanese rice), 1239 nucleotides. Lineage: Eukaryota; Viridiplantae; Streptophyta; Magnoliopsida; Poales; Poaceae. The record is from RefSeq and is a predicted model, not a curated record.
GGGAAAUAAAAGGAAAGGAAGAUCCUAUUUUGGCUGGAAAUUUUGCUUGCUUUACACUGUCACAUAUUAUUGACUUAUUGUUGCUUUCUCUUAAAUUUAACUGGCUAAAUUUCCUUCAAUUGCCUAGGGCUAAAAUGGAAUUAUCAAUGUGUACGAACUGAUAAACAACUCUGUCUCUAUUUCUUAAAAUUCCUACACAGUUGCAAUAUGUUCUCGCGAUGUAGGUUUUUCUCUUUUUUUUUUCCUGAUUAACAUUGUAAUAAUUUAAGCUCUGAGAGCCAACUUAAAAUGCAUUAUUUCACGGACAACGGCACGAAGAACUUUGGAGCCUUUUGAAGGCAUCUAAUUCGUCCUUGAUUGGAUUGCUUCAUGGACUAGAGCAGUUCUUGCAUGGAAGGAAUGAUCCGUUUAAAUUAUAUAUCCCUUUCCUCAGAAUGCAAGCUUCUGAUAAUUACCUCCGUACAUUAACCAUUUCCUUCUCUAUAAAUACCCAAUUCACUUAUAACUCUUCUCAAUAUCAGAGUCCCAAUCUAACUAUGAUCACUCGAUCAUCUCAUUACAACUACAUCGAUUAGCAUCAGCAAGCUGCAAUGGCUGCUUCUGCUGCUCUGAAGAUGGCUGCCCUGUGCGUGCUGGUUCUGUGCAGCAUUGGGUCAUAGUCACAGGCGAUGAUAGCCCACGCGUCAUCGACUGCUAAGCAUGACGCAGCCGCCGGCGCGCUGCUGCGUGAGCUCGUGCGGAACGUCGUCGCCGAGGAGCUAGGCCUCUCCGGCGGCGGCGCCAGCGGCGCCGGCGGCCGUGGCAACGUCGGCGACGCCUGCCCGGCGGCGUGCCAGAACUGCCUGAUCCUCUGCGCGAUCAAGUGCGUCCUGAAGCCCACCCCGGUCGCCUGCUACGCCGACUGCAUUAGCAAGGACGCCUGCUUCAAUGCUGGUGAGGUGGCUGAGUCAUGAGACAUGAGUUUACAUGAAUUUUACCCAGUUUAAAUUAUUGUGUCAACUAGGGAUGGCAAUCGGACGCGACGAGCACGGGUAGUGCCUACCCACCCAUUACUACAUUACGGGUAAGGAUGGUUGCCCAUGCCCAUUGCCCGCGGGCGCCUUAUGCCCGCGGGCGUGCCCGUUUACCCGCCACAACAAAAGCAGUGGAACAAAAAGUCUACAAGCUACUAAGUUCGAAUCGAACUUAAAACAUCAAAUAUUCUCCGCCUCGGUGUCGUGUCUCUCCUCUGGCGGCGAU